Molecule: messenger RNA, 906 nt
Organism: Suhomyces tanzawaensis NRRL Y-17324
Lineage: Eukaryota; Fungi; Ascomycota; Pichiomycetes; Serinales; Debaryomycetaceae
Exons: 1
Coding region: 1-906 (301 amino acids)
Molecular function (GO): protein-succinyllysine desuccinylase activity; NAD+ binding; protein-malonyllysine demalonylase activity
Source: RefSeq, a predicted model, not a curated record
AUGAAGGCACUCUUGGAAUUCCAGGACCAUCUCCAGAAGUCGAGGCGAAUAGUGGCAUUGGUGGGGGCAGGAUUGUCGGUGUCGUCAGGACUUCCCACCUACCGAGGCACUCAGGGCCUCUGGAAGAACUUCAACAUGAUUGACCUUGCCACGCCAGACGCAUUCUACAUCGAUCCAGGGUUGGUGUGGCAGUUCUACUCGUGGCGACGGUUCAAUGCCCUCAAGGCAAAACCCAAUAAGGGCCACCAGGCAGUGUCGCAAUUGGCCCAAAUCAAGGGAAACGACUACAUCACCAUCACCCAGAACGUUGACGGACUCCAGUCUCGUAGUGGCCACCCCAAGCAUAACUUGUAUGAAAUCCAUGGGUCGUUGUUCGAAUUGAAGUGCACCAGUUUCACCUGCAAUUACACCGACAGAGACAACUUCACCAAUCCGUUGACUCCCGCCUUGGCCGACACCGAGUACGAAUACGACAGCAAGCGCAAGAGGCGAGACUUGGAUACCGACCAGAGCAUAUCGCCCCAGUUCCGCCCUGUCAAGGAGCUCGCCGAGCUGGACCUUCCCAGCUGUCCAGCAUGCAACGAAUUACUUCGACCAGGCGUGGUAUGGUUUGGCGAGUCGUUGCUGUUGCUGGUGAUCGAUCAGAUUGACAACUUCAUAGAAGAGGACCAUGUCGACUUGGUGUUGGUGAUAGGCACCAGUGGCACCGUGUACCCUGCCAACAGCUAUGUGGAUAGAAUUAAGCUGAAGGGAGGCAAGGUGGCAGUGUUCAACACAGACAUCGACCAAGACGUUUUAGAGGGCAAAGUUUCCAACACGUGGGGGUUCAAAGGAGAUGCUGCUGAAACCUUACCGUUGGCCUUGAAGCCUUUGCUCGAGAAGAACCCAGCGAGCACCACCAUAUGA